Molecule: messenger RNA, 1443 nt
Organism: Fusarium mangiferae
Lineage: Eukaryota; Fungi; Ascomycota; Sordariomycetes; Hypocreales; Nectriaceae
Exons: 2
Coding region: 1-1443 (480 amino acids)
Source: RefSeq, a predicted model, not a curated record
AUGUCGCAAAUUAGCCCUCGGCCUGAACCACCAGUAGUCGAAAGAGAUGGCUUCUCACUGACGAAAGAGCGCUUCUGCGCCAGCCUCGGGAAUGUCGAGCGGGUGAGCGGGAGCCAAUUGCGCGAGUUAUUUUGGUCAGAGACUUUACGAUUGAAAAGAGACCAGAAAAAGGCCAGCGAAGAAGCUCGGGAGCUGUUUAAGAAAAAAGGCUUUUUUGCAGGACAACUGAGGCAUUAUGGUAUCACUUUUCAUCCGAGGAAGACGAAGGUCGGAGAACAAAAAGAGCUUUUGAUGAAUGCAGUCGCUCAAGGACAGUACGAUCAUGUUCCACAGUCCGUAUUGUCGUUGAGACAGUCGAUGGAACAAGUUCUAUACCCUUUGUGUGAGAAGUGGCAAAAGGAUGUGCAAGAAUGGGACGCCAACGAUAGACGCAAAAGACUGGAAGAACUGAACAAAUGCAAGACGCCAGGCGAUAAAGCAAACUACGAUCUAGAUCUCUUUCUCGAACACUACUUCAUCACUAAUGGUCAGCCCGAUCAUCACAAAACCCCAGAACCUCUGUCGUUGGAAGGAUUUGAUGACAGGCUGGGUAUGCAUCUCAAGGCCGGAGAAGUUCCCGGAUUGUACUCAAAAAGCGGAGGCUCUAAGGAUAACCGAACACUUUGCAUUGGGUGGAAUACAAACGCUGUGAAUGCGCUAGCGGCGUCUAUCGACACGCGCGCUCGUGAAGCAGAGAAGCAUGAGAGGGAGAAGAAGUGGACGCAAGCAAUGGAAGCGCACGAACAGUUCGUGUCAAGCCUCAAGCCACCUCCACCAAGCCGAGGCCGAAAGGCAAAACCACGGUUUGAUCUUGAAAAAUUCCAGGGCUCGUAUAUCAUCAAGUGCCAUCCUGUUACCGAUGGUUGGAACCACCUCAAUUCUCACAUACUCACCAUGGACAUCUUCCCAGGCGAAGGGAAUACUCUGAGAGCCAAUUUUGAUUUCGGAAUCAUAGUUGGAGCUAUGCUUCUUUCAAAUGACGAAGAAAUCUUGGACGAUCUAGUUGGAUCUGAUAAUGAGUCGGAAACGGAGGAGAGUGACGAGGAAGACACGAAAAAGGGCCGCAAGAGGAGCAUCAAGAAAGGCAACAAGGGCGCGAACAAAGGCCACCCUGCAAAGAAGAAGAAAAUUACACCUUCGCUGUCUCGUCGCGUCUUUUAUCGAUUGCGUGGAAAGGAGACCGGGGAAGGCGAGAUUCUGCCUGACGUAGAGGCUGGGGAGAUCGAUUUUCUCAACGACGACGGUACCAAGUUCUCUGGUGUGGCAUAUGAAUUUCCUUACGUUGGCAGUAGCGUUGACUUCAGUGGAUAUAAGAUAUCCAACACGCCCAAGGGUUUCGCAAAGGAUUGGAACGAUUAUUCCGAAGCGGCCUAUGAACUUGCGAGGAUUGGACGGUGGCGAUGA